AUGAGAUCAGCAGUCUGGUCACCGUUGUUGUUCGCCAGCGUGUCAUUAAUGUGCGCAUCGGCGGACUUCUUGAUGGGUGGUCAUUUAGACAAUAAGAAUUCGCCGCUCGUGGAAGAUCCAUCGGUGUGGUCAAAUCCAGCGCAUUUGGUUCUCGCGAGGACCGCCGAAGACGAUGGCCUGGAUCUGAUUGCCGAAGAAAGCAGUUCCAGCGUCGCUUCAACGCCUUAUCCCGAUCAGGAACCAAGGUACAAAGUGCCUUUCGCCUACGCAUUCAACGGUGGCAAGCCAUUCUCCUUAGAAAAAGAUCCAAUAACAGGCAAAAUCGACCUCGGAAAGACUCCACCCUUAAAAGCUCUAAAUCUCACGGAGAUCUAUCAAGAUGAAGAAGAAACACAGCCAGAAAAUGACGACACAGCGCGUAUCGAUCAGCCAUACGACAAAGUCACUUAUUCGGACAGUAAGCGCGUGGUUUCGACUAAUUCGAAGAACGAGAGAGUCGGUCCAAACGAAAUCAAUCCAUACUCUCCGAGUUUCCACGAUUUCCUCAAUCUUCCGGUGAAGUACACCUCGGAGAAGUACAACAGAGAGAGUUACCCAUUGAUCUCGAGCUCGUAUGCCAAUACGAAGGUACAAAGUGGUUCGAACAGUUAUAAUAUUAAUAAUCAUCGGCCGUCGUAUCACCAAGAGACUGUCACUGAGACGUCUGUUAGCACGCAAACUCGUAGGGUUUAUUAUCCAAAAACCACGUCAACUUCUACUACGACCACAACUACAACAACGUCAAAACCAACAACGACGAGCACCACCACAACAACGACGACUCCAAGGCCAACCGAGAAGAAACUAACUACCAUGAUAGUAACCAAACCGACAACUACUACGACUACGACCACUACGACCAUACCACCACCUUCCAUUGCACUCAAAGUCACCACUUGGAAACCGUCUAAGAGUACCACCCAGCAGUACGGGGAAUUCGAGGAGAUGCUACCGAUCGAGAAAAUGCAGGGCUCAAAGUAUGGAACUAACUAUCCUACCGAAAAUAAAGAAGUGAACGGACACAACAACGGCCCACAAAGUUUCACGCAACCGGCAAGUCAACCAAAUUACGAGUACAGCGACGGUUACGAGUAUUACGACUCGUCUCACGAAGAAAUCCCACUGGAUCAUCAUCAACAUCCGCACGUCGUACAAAACGUCGAUUUCGAGAUAUCUCCAUCGACUCUCAUGACAACAACUACCACGACGAGCACCACUACAACUACAACUCCACCAGCAGCAGCAUCACCUGCUACGACAACUACAAUAAGUCCGUCCACGCCAACCGUACACUUGACAACCAAUAAGCCGGCUCAACAAACGCCAGUGACGUCGUUGCCGUUAGACAGUCCCGCUCACGUGCCACCCGUGCAUGAAAACUUCGUUGAGAGUCAUCGACCCGUCGAGUUUUUCAACAGUAACAAUAAUAACGUCGGACACGGAAGCGUCCAUUUCCCUGGUAGCGUGUACGGUGGCAGACCUGGAAGUGUGAUUAGCGUCUUGCCCGAGAGUACGAGCAACGUGAUUGUGCCUCACGAUCAAGAUACCGUGUCGUUCGUACUUGGCAACCGGCAAAAUGUCGAGGGGAGUUAUUACAGCCAUGGCGCUGCGACGGAGGAGCAUCCUUUGGCGCCGAAUUCCAAUAAGAAUACUUUCAGACCGAUGGCGGACUCGGGCUCGAACGCACAAGUCCCGCAAACAGCGCUCGACCAAACCAUGUCUGUAGCCAUGUCGUCGGUUGCCGUGGUCGACAAUUCUCAACAACAACCACAGCCGCCGUACAACCCGACCAAGUGGUACACAGAGCAACAAAACGGCAACUUUGCCAGCCAGCAUCCGAGCGACAGCGAGUCGCAGAAUACCAAAGCACAGUCGGGUUUCGCUUUCCCGCCGGCGAACGAUGCCACUCAGAAGGACGAAGCACCUACGAGUACUGGCUUCGUUACUUUCCCCGAGGCUCCUCAAGACAAGCCGGACGAGCAAAGCCAAGUACAGAAUGUACGACCGGUGGAGGAGCAUGUCAUCGUUAUUAACCAAGCCGAUGGAUCGAUCAAGGAGAUCACCCCGACCGGACCGACCAAUCUCGGCGGAAAUUCCAAUGGAUCGGCUGGUACGAAGGUCGGCAACCCCAAUCUUCCGCAAUUAUCGGAAAGAUUGACUCCGCCAGCUAAAAAUCAACCAUCAAGACCACCACCGGCAGGAAUAAGUCCACGACCACCUUAUUACUUCCACUACCAGCAUGCAAACAAUAGACCGAACUCUGGCAGUCCUCCGUCACGUCCGCAGAGGAUACCGCUACCUCCAAGACAGAAGCCCGAAUAUCCGCCGGUAGGCUUUAAAAGAAGACCGCCUCCACAUGAUCAGAAAUUACCAAAUAUUCUGCCACAGUUCAGACCUAAUGCCAAGACUUCUCAUGGACAUCGCGGCACUGACAAAAUUGGUACCUUGCCAGCCCCCCAGUCGUAUCCAAAUCGGCCUCGUCCAACCGGACCACAAUCUCCUCCACCGCACAUUCACCCCUCACGAAAACCUCAACCACAUCCAAUCUCAGCACCUCCAACUCACUUGCAACGUCUAAGUCCACCACCUCCGCCAUCCCCAAAUCAACAGCCACCUCAUCAUCAUCACCAUCAUAAUCAAAUUCUACGCAAAAAGGAAGAAGCGAUCCAACAACUUCCACCAAGUCCAGAACAACACAAGCGCUUUCGACCGCCAGUUCCAGCAAACGCCAACCCCGGUCGACCUGUCGUGCAAAAGCUUCGCAUGGAAGACGAAAUAGCCGACCGUUUCUCAGCCGAACCUCCACAAGUGCCGCCCAGACCAAUUAUUUUUCCAAAUAACAGAGCUGACAGUCAGAUGCCGAAGGUCGCAACGCUGCAAAUGAUCCAACAGAGGGGAGGCAUCGACGAGGAAAUUAUCAAGUCGAACUUGCCGCCACUGUUCAAGAUUAAUCGGUCAGACGAGACAAGUGACGACGAGGCGAACAUCGAAGAAAGCUCCACCUCGAAUAGCGACGCAGAACGUCGCAAGGACAGCGACGAAUCGAAUGCAGCGGGAACGUCCGAGUCUGGUCCCGUUUACGUGGUUUACCCGGUGAACAGUGCCGUCAACAUUGGCAGCCAAGAGGAUACGGUCGAGCGCGACGAAUCCGUAGUAAUUGGUACUCGAGGACCUCACCGUCCAUUGCCACCCGACACGCUGCCUCAGGACGACGAAGAGGAGCACAAGGAUGGCGAUGAUAAGGGAUACUUCUUUGGCGCGAGACCGCAAUUCAAUCAGGUCAAUGGUGAAUUUCCGCAGAAUUUUCCACCCACGGGCAUUGACUCACCGAUGCUGGUACGCGAAAAACCUCUGCUUGUGCCGAGUGACGAAGCCGACGAGGAGCCCGAAGAAGAACCUAACGUAAUCUCCUACCUUCAAGAUUUCCUACCCUACCCCGCAAAGAAACAAUCUCAACAACAGCAGCAGCCCUCGGCAACAAUUUCAGCGACGUUACCACGUCUCCCCGUCGUAUCGUCGUCGAGCCCCAUCGCCUUCGUUUAUACGCCUACCACACCUGUUGCGAUCAGUCGUCACGACUUCGACAGUCAUGAGGAUGAAAAACCAGUGCUCCUGCCGUCGCAACAACCAAGCAGCUCAUCCUCGUCGGCACCGUCGCCGCAAAACUUCAUGGCACCAUUCGUCGCUAGUGUAUCGGCUGAGAUGCCCGCGAAGAAUGGCUGGAGCGUCGUAGUCUCGACUAAUAACGGCACCGAACAACGCACAAACCACAAGGAAGAUACUAAAAAGGAGUCAACGGAUGAAUCGAUCGAGAACGAAACGCAAACCGAGAGGAAUGAUGAUAAUUUCGAUCCCGACAAUUUCAAACCAGUUUUGUUCGGCGGAUUCAAACCUAUCUACGAAUUCCCAGUAGAUGAAGAUCAAGAACACAUGCCCAUGGUUGGUAGGGGAGUCGUAUCAAAGUCUGAUUCGGAGACGCUUAACGUCAACGCUGAGUCUGGUAGGAAAUUGUCCAAGUGAAAAUUGCUACGUUCCACAUUCAAUCGGUAGUAUUCAAU
This is a messenger RNA of Phymastichus coffea, 4097 nucleotides long. Its product is annotated as mucin-2-like. The record is from RefSeq and is a predicted model, not a curated record. Lineage: Eukaryota; Metazoa; Arthropoda; Insecta; Hymenoptera; Eulophidae. The transcript is spliced from 9 exons. Bases 1 to 4059 code for a protein of 1352 amino acids.